Messenger RNA from Linum trigynum, 1518 nucleotides. NCBI's taxonomy places the organism in Eukaryota, Viridiplantae, Streptophyta, Magnoliopsida, Malpighiales, Linaceae. The record is from the annotation of a GenBank genome assembly.
AUGCUCGUUUGGCAGCACACCCUUCUAGUACUAAUCUCAUCAAUCUCCUUAAUCUCCCUAUUAAUCAUGUUCAUCUGCCGCUACUACUGCUUCAAACGCCCGGCCCGACCCGACUCCAUCCUCGACCCGGCCCCUCGCAGCCCGACCCUGCAAGACGGAAUUGCCAAGCUCCACCACCGCGCCGGCGACGAAUUUCUCGACAGCAAGAGGAGGGGGAACUACUACGCCUUCAAGCGCGGGCCUUCCGCCCGGCCGCUGUUCAAUUGGGCCGAUCACCCUUCCUUAAUCACCGACGCCGUCGAGAACGGAUGGACCCGAUUCGGCUUCGUCGCCGCACAACCGACGGCCGUUUCCGGCUCCGUCAGAAACUCGAUGCUCCUCGGCCUCUGCGCCGCCUCGGGAGAUGAUUAUCAUUACCCGCCGCCGGAGAUGAGCUGGGAGGUGAGCCAGGCGUCGGCGGAUUUCAUGCAGAGGAUCCGCCUGAAUCCCGGGUUGAAGCGGGUAGCCGCCGUCGGCAACCCGGCGGUCACGGCGGCUUCCGUGAUCAGAACGGCUCUGCCGCUGCCGGGCCCGCUUCCGGCAUUUCCGCAGGAAGCCUACUUCGAGGUCACAAUUUCGUACUCCCGCAGCGGCAACGGGGGAGGGGAGGAGCAGAGUCAGAGGAGCCGGUCGUCUUCGGCGGCGGGGAAGGGGGAUGGUGGCGGGGAAGGGGAAGGGGAGAAGAUUAAAUUGAUUCGGGAAAUUCCGAAUCCGAAUUCGAAUUCGGCGGCUUUGCUCCACGUCAGCAGCAGCCAGAGGAUUAAUAGGAUUGAGGAGCUGAGGGUUUCCUCCGGUGGGAAGGAUGAGAACAGGGGCGACGGUGUUGCGGUGGCGGUGGGGCUCUCUGUUGGCGGCGGUUUCCCUCCUUUUAAGCUCCCCGGUAGCUACCAUGGCUCCAUCGGCUUCAACUCCAACGGCUCCGUUUAUCUUGAUGGUCUGAAGCUAGCAUUCGAAACAGAGCCAUCAUCAUCAUCAUCAUCAUCAUCGGAGUGGGCAAGAUCCGACAACAGAGUAAUCGGGUGCGGGUACGACCCGAGACAGAAAAAGGUGUUCUUCACGGUGGACGGCGACCUGGUCCACAUCAUCCACUGCAAGGCGGACGAGUUCGGGACGCCGCUGUACCCGACGAUUGCCGCCAACAGCGACGCGGUGGCGGUGGUGAACCUGGGGCAGAGCGCGUUCAGCUACGCGCCGGCGAACGCGCAGAGGACUCCGAACCCUUGCUUCGUCGGCGGGAUGCAGGGGAAGUCCCCCGGUGGCGGUGCUCUCGGGUACGAGGACAGCAGGGAGCUGUUUUCGAUGGGGAGAAUCGAUUCGCAGUGGCUGGACAGGAGCGGGUCGAGGUAUUCGUACAGCAAUGGCGGCGGGGGAGGGAAGAAUGACGUGGCGGCGGCGGAAAGGGAGGAUGACUCGGAGGCGGAUUUGUUCGAGAUUGUGUUGGAGGGUGGCGGUGGGGAAUCUCCCAACUCUGUGUUGUAG